Arabis nemorensis is the source of this 984-nucleotide messenger RNA. NCBI's taxonomy places the organism in Eukaryota, Viridiplantae, Streptophyta, Magnoliopsida, Brassicales, Brassicaceae. The record is from the annotation of a GenBank genome assembly.
AUGGAAACAGCAAAGCGUAGAACGAUGGCAUCAAUCGUCUCCAAGCUAAGCUCCGUCUCCGAGCAAACCAGAGCCGCCGCUUUAGCUGAGCUUAGACUCAUCUCCAAACAAGAUCCAGAUAGCCGUCUAAUCAUCGCCGACGCCGGAGCAAUCCCUUACCUCGCCGAGACUCUCUACUCUUCUUCUCACUCUUCUCAGGAAAACGCCGCAGCGACUCUCCUGAACCUCUCAAUCACAUCUCGCGAAUCCCUAAUGUCCUCUCGUGGUCUACUCGACGCGCUUUCUCACGCGCUUCGUCACCACGACACCACCACUUCCGCCGCCGCCGUACAAUCCUCCGCCGCAACGAUUUACAGUCUCCUCAUCGCCGAAGAAUCUUACCGACCUAUCAUCGGAUCUAAACGAGAUAUCAUCUUCUCCCUCAUUCACAUCAUUAGGUAUCCAGAUUCGCAUCCCAGAUCGAUCAAAGACUCGCUCAAGGCGCUCUUCUCCAUCGCUCUGUAUCCGAUGAACAGAUCGACGAUGAUUUCCCUCGGCGCGAUUCCGGCACUCUUCUCGCUUAUCGUGAAGGACUCACGGUGCGGGAUCGUGGAGGACGCGACGGCUGUUAUGGCGCAAGUCGCUGGAUGCGAGGAGAGCGAAGAUGGUAUGAGGAGGGUUUCAGGAGCUAGUGUUCUCGCGGAUCUGUUAGAUCCUUGCACUGGCUCGAGCCUACGGAUCAAGGAAAACGCCGUUGGUGCGCUUUUGAAUCUGGCGAGAUGCGGAAGCGACGAAGCGAGGUCGGAAGUUACGACGGCGGUUGCGUCUGGUGCGGAUGAAGGAGCUAUGGAAGGGAUUGUGUACGUGGCGGAGAACGGAACUGUGAAAGGAAGGAAGAAAGCGAUUGAUCUGUUGAAGCUCGUUGUAGCCGGAAAUGGCGGUGGCGAUUCACGGUUUGAUUAUCUCAUCAAUGAAAAUCCAAAUAGUAGUAGUAGAAGUAUCUGA